Messenger RNA from Daucus carota subsp. sativus, 3081 nucleotides. RefSeq names its product EIN3-binding F-box protein 1. Gene Ontology annotation, biological process: SCF-dependent proteasomal ubiquitin-dependent protein catabolic process. The transcript is spliced from 2 exons. Gene Ontology annotation, molecular function: protein binding. Gene Ontology annotation, cellular component: SCF ubiquitin ligase complex. Bases 281 to 2302 code for a protein of 673 amino acids. The record is from RefSeq and is a predicted model, not a curated record. Lineage: Eukaryota; Viridiplantae; Streptophyta; Magnoliopsida; Apiales; Apiaceae.
AUAUCUAACACCAAAUAUACAUACAGGAUACUUACAUUUCAUAUACAGCCCACCUCUUCUUUUCUCUUCAACCUUUCAUUUUUCUCUUUUUUUCACUACCCUUUUUUCCCCUUAUCAGUUUUGGGGGUUUUUUUGUGAUGAUUUGCUAGCCCUUUUCAUAUAUGCAUCUGUUCUUGCUUGGUUUUUAUAGUUUCUUGAUCAUCUUGGUAAUUAAAGAUCUCAUCUUUUUGCUCUCUUCAGAGGGUUCCAGAGCUUCAAUCUUCAAUCUUGAAUCGGAUUCAUGUCGAAAGUCUUUGAAUUUAGUGGAGAUGUUGCCUUCUGUCCUAGGGAUUCAGUAUACCCUAAUCCGAAAGAACCAAGCCUUCUUUUCCCGUUGGGUCAUCAUGUUGACUUAUAUAUGCCUCUCCUUAAGAGGUCCCGCAUCAGUGCCUCUUUUCAAUUUAGUGGAGAAACACUCAAGGAGAAGAGAACCUCGAUCGAUGUUCUUCCCGACGAGUGCAUCUUUGAGGUCUUUAGACAUCUUUCUGGAGGACAAGAAAGAAGUUCAUGUGCUUGUGUAUCCAAACGUUGGCUUUCUCUCUUAAGUAGCAUCCGCAAGGAUGAAUUCUAUCCUGCUGAAAUCUCUCGUCCUGAAGAGCCGAAGGAAGAAGUUGUUUCCACCAAGGUAGACAAGCCAUCUGAGACAGUUAAGGAUGUGAUUGUUGACUCGGAUACUGAUGAAAUUGAAUCAUUGAUUGAAGAUUCAGAAGUGAGAACUGAUGGAUACCUUUCUAGGCAUUUGGAAGGAAAGAAAGCUACUGAUAUCAGACUUGCUGCCAUUGCUAUUGGAACAAGUACUCGUGGAGGACUCGGCAAGCUUUCUAUUGUAGGAAACAAUUCAGUUCGUGGGGUCACAAACUUUGGCCUCAAGGCUAUUGCUCGUGGUUGUCCUUCUCUAAGGGUCUUGACUUUGUGGAAUGUAUCUUCUAUUAGUGAUGAAGGCCUUGCUGAAAUUGCUAGUGGAUGUAACAUGCUAGAGGAGCUUGACCUUCGUUGCUGUCCCAGUAUUUCUGACAAGGCAUUGCUGGCUGUUGCAAAUAACUGCCCGAAUUUGACUUCUCUGACAAUUGAAUCUUGUUCAAACAUUGGUAACGAUGGUUUUCAGUCUGUUGGUCGUCUCUGUCAAAAACUGAGGUCCAUUUCAAUCAAAAAGUGUCCGCUUGUUGGUGAUCAAGGAAUUACAAGUCUGGUCUCGUCAGCCAGCUUUCUGACCAAGUUAAGCCUCCAGGCCUUGAAUGUCAGUGAUAUGUCUCUUGCUGUUAUUGGUCAUUACGGGUUGGCUAUUAGAGACCUGGCUCUUGUGGGCCUCCAGAAUGUAACAGAGAAGGGCUUUUGGGUUAUGGGUAAUGGUCGUGGGCUGCAACUAUUGAUGUCCUUAACUAUUAACUGUUGCCAAGGAGUUACUGAUUUGGGAGUGGUAGCAAUUGGAAAAGGUUGUCCAAGCUUGAAGCACCUUUGCCUUCGUAAAUGCGCAAUCCUAUCAGACAAUGGUUUGGUUUCUUUCGCGAAGCUUUGUAUGUCACUUAAGAGCCUAGAGUUGGAAGAAUGCCACAGGAUCACCCAAUUUGGGUUGUUUGCUACCCUUUCGAACUGUGGUGAAAAUAUUAAGGCUAUGUCUUUGGCAAACUGUUUUGGUAUCAAGGACUCAAACAUGGGAUUCGCGGUUGGUGCUAUGUCUCCCUGCAAGUCGUUGCGUUCUCUAUCAAUUCGUGACUGCCCUGGAUUUGGUAAUGUGAGCUUGGCCAUAUUGGGUAGAAUCUGCCCUCAAUUGCAUCGUCUGAACCUUACAGGGCUUCGUGGAAUAACAGAUGAGAGUUUCCUCCCUUUCAUUCAGGGCUGUGAGGCCGGCGGCUUGACACAUGUUAAUUUAAUCGGCUGUGAAAAUUUGACUGAUAAAGCAGUUUCAGCCAUUGCCAAGGUGCACGGUAGCACUCUUGAGGUCUUGAAUCUUGAUGGUUGCAGGCAUGUAACUGAUGCUGGGUUGGUAGCUAUUGCUGAGAAUUGUUGGUUUCUACACGAACUUGAUGUUUCCAAAUGUGUGGUUACCGAUUAUGGCAUUGCAGAGUUGGCACGCGCUCCCUGGACUAGUUUGCAGAUUCUUUCCAUGUCGAAUUGCCCUUUAGUUUCUGACAACUGUGCGCCCUUUCUGCUGAAGCUGGGUGAAACCCUUGUUGGACUUGAUAUCAGGCAGUGUUCUGCAAUGAGCUAUGGCAUGGUUGAUCUACUUGUGGAGAAACUGUGGAGGUGUGAUAUCCUCUCGUAAGCUGCAAAAGGAAAUGAAAAACCCUGGUCAUGAAUGUCCUGCAGAUGGUAAAGACAGGGUCAAACAUAAUAAGUUCUACCCUCCAAUUUUAUUUAGUACCAUGCUUUCUUUAGUCUCGGGUCUAGUCAUUGGUUUGUCUUAGUCCAAAGUCCAGAUGCUCAGCUUCCUUUUUACAGGUGACGUGGGUGCAGUCUUUAUUUGCAGUUUUCCUUCGUGAAAUCUGUUUCAAGAGUUUUUGACUCCCUACAGAAAUGGGAUGUCACAUUCUUUUGACCACGUUUUCCUGUUAACAACAGAUGCUGAGUUCUGGUUUUUGGAUAAAUAUCAUAUAUUUUGUAGCAAAUUGCCAGUGGCAAGGUGCUGAACUUUGUCAUAAAAAAAUUCGGAGUCCUGGGUCUUUCUUUCUUUUGGGUCUGUCCAGUUCUGUUUUUACCUAGUCUUUAAAGCCGAUUCGUCGGUCGUCAUGUGUCAUGAUUAGGUUUGUGUCUGUCUUUACUUUUAGGAUAGAUUUGGUUCCGCAAGACUUAUGUUUUUGGUUGCAACCGCAAUAAAUUUAGGUGACUAGUGUUCCUGGGUUUUGGCCAUGGCAGCAGGCCCUCGUAGUCUCUGCUAUGCACAACCUUAUUCAUAUAAGGUUGUUUUUUAUUUACCAAAACCUGGUUUUCUGCAGUCACCUUUUGUUUAAGAACUUUUGCAGCCGCGUGUGUUUCGUAGUGGAUUCCAAAUUUAUCUUUUGUAAUGGAUAUUUUAUGAAUAAAUGUUGAUUGUGUUUGUGAAUA